AUGGACCAAAAAUAUGAUUCGACCGGAUCUCAACCCUCAAAGAAGAUGAUCUCUCAGCUACUAAUAUCCGUUUCACUGUUUUCCUUCCUAGUCUCCUUCUCCUCGUCUCUACUCCACCCCUCCCCCAAAUUCCACCACUACUUCUCCUUCCACCUCCUCACCCACGCACUCAGCAAAAACUGCCUCUUCCUCAUCUGCAACGGCCUCCUAGUCUUCCUCGCCAAGACCUCCGGCUUCAUUCAGCCUCCCGCCGCCCGCGAUCUCAACGAUAAGCGGAUCGCCGACGCCUUGCUGCAGACAGCUCUCGAUAGAUUUCAAUUGGAGGAGCACGCCGAUGCCGGAGAGAAGAGCUCCAAAGAGGUCUCCAUUUUCAUCGCUGAGGAACGAGGAGAAGAUCGCCGUGAUUCCGCGGAUGUGGACAAGGAUGGAAAUUCUGCAAGUUAUUGCUGGCUUUUCCACGACGAUGUGGAAGAGCUGUACGAACAAGACAACGAAGAAGAAGGAGAAGAUGAUAAUGAUGAACAAGUGGAGAAGAAAGAGGAUAUGAUGAGUACGGAAGAGCUGAACCAGAAAUUUGAAGAUUUCAUAAGGAAGAUGAAAGAGGAGAUUAUAAUUAAUGAAGCUAGGCACAAGGUGCUUAUGCUUAAAUAA
Molecule: messenger RNA, 651 nt
Organism: Salvia miltiorrhiza (redroot sage)
Lineage: Eukaryota; Viridiplantae; Streptophyta; Magnoliopsida; Lamiales; Lamiaceae
Exons: 1
Coding region: 1-651 (216 amino acids)
Source: RefSeq, a predicted model, not a curated record